Plenodomus lingam JN3 is the source of this 912-nucleotide messenger RNA. RefSeq lists its product as uncharacterized. The record is from RefSeq and is a predicted model, not a curated record. Gene Ontology annotation, biological process: regulation of DNA-templated transcription. Lineage: Eukaryota; Fungi; Ascomycota; Dothideomycetes; Pleosporales; Leptosphaeriaceae.
AUGAGUGCAAUUGCAGACAGCACCGACCGUGUUGAGCAGGUCAAGGUGCUGUUUGCCCUCUUCCCUGACUACAACACGCUCGACGUUGCUGGCCCUCUCGAGGUCCUGAGCCGCUCCCUGCAGGACCCCAAGGACAAGUCCAGCAAGGCUUUUGACUGUCAGUUUGUUGGCACGGCUGCGGCCAUGACGUCGGUUCAGGGCCUCACCAUCAAGGCCGACAUGGACUACGAUGAUGCCAAUGCAGAGCUCGAGGACUUUGAUGUCCUCAUUGUUCCUGGAGGCGAGGGUGUCUUUGAGGUGCUCAAGAACAAGUCUGAGCCUCUGGGCCUUCUCACCAAAUACGUCGAGCUCCAGGAGAAGAAUCCUGACAAAGAACGCACAAUCCUCGCCAUCGAUAUCGGCGCCCUGCUCCUUGCCCAGCAAGGCAUGCUCGAGGGCCUCGCCGCUACUACCCAUCCAGACUACUACGUCCGCCUGGAGACCCUCUGUCAGGACGCUGCUAGACGAGACAUGUCUAUGCGUACGGACGUGAUGGAAGAACGCUACGUCGUCAACAACGCUCGCUUUGACUUGGGCGAGAACCCCGAUGAGAACCCGUACAUCAUCAAGAAGGCGCGCGACAUCCCGACCGCUCCUGAGGGCACCAACACGGCUCACGCCCGUCGAAAGUCGAUUGCUCGCAAGGGCAGCAACGCAUGGCGUGACUCUCGCCGCCGCGAAUCUAUCGCUAGGCGUGCUUCCAUGCCGCUGGGCGGUAUGCGUGUCAUCACCACUGGCGGCGUCACUGCUGGACUUGAUGCUAGCCUGUACUUGGUGGGUUCUUUGGCUUCGCACGAGUCAGCCCUGGAGGUGGCUCGUGUCAUGCAGUAUUCUUGGGUCAAGGGCGUUACGGUCGAUGCGAUUGAUGUUUGA